Messenger RNA from Cooperia oncophora, 663 nucleotides. NCBI's taxonomy places the organism in Eukaryota, Metazoa, Nematoda, Chromadorea, Rhabditida, Trichostrongylidae. The record is from the annotation of a GenBank genome assembly.
AUGCAGAAACCUAUCAAAACGAGUAUAACUAGAAACCAGGAAGAACACUUUUGCUUCUUGUGGCAAUGUUAUGAACAGCUAAGGUUGUGCGAACUUUCAGCAGUACAACAGCCUCGAGUACCGCCGAAUCCAUUCAGCAAUGGUCUAGGAGCUCUGUUUCAAUUUGUCGGAAAGUUACAUGGGGAAUCGAUGUUGAACGCGCCCCAACGACGAGACACUGAAGUGGAUUCGAUUUUGAAAUGUCUGCAAUGUGGUCGAACAUUCCAAACGAUGGAAAUGCUGGUCAGGCACAUGCAAGACACUCAACACUUCAAUAAUCUUCCAAAAACCUACAGCUCUUUGAUCCAGAUGGACCGUCAAAAAGUGCUGAAUCUCAAACUCCAGAUGAAAUCCGAUGGGGUGAAAUUAGCUUGUGUCAAAUGCGGAGAGAUUCCCACAAACAUCGACAAACAUCUGAAGGAAGUCCACGAUGUGAAAACGAGUUCCGACUGGCUGAAGAAUAUCCGGAUCGUCAGAGAUGGAGGUCAGCUGAGGCGGAUGCUCAUCGGAAACUUUCUUCAUUAUGGCUCUUUGUUCCACAUAGAGUCCGGUUUCGCCACUGCCAGCCUCAACGCAUGCGCCGGCCAAUUCGCCCCAUCUCAACAAACUGAUGUCACUAAUUAA